This is a messenger RNA of Aspergillus thermomutatus, 1128 nucleotides long. Its product is annotated as CCDC174 family protein. The transcript has a single exon. Gene Ontology annotation, cellular component: nucleus. NCBI's taxonomy places the organism in Eukaryota, Fungi, Ascomycota, Eurotiomycetes, Eurotiales, Aspergillaceae. Bases 1 to 1128 code for a protein of 375 amino acids. The record is from RefSeq and is a predicted model, not a curated record.
AUGUCAAAUACAAAUCCAUCCCUCUACGGCCUCCCACGGCACAGCCAAAAACCCUCCUCCCAAUCGACCGCCCCCUCGGCCUCCACCCUCGCUUUCACCACCCAGCUCUCCUCGCUCAUCACCAAGGGCACCGAGUCCUCCGCCCGCGGCCGCCCUCGACCCUCCAAAUCCUCCAAAUCAGACAUCUUCGCCAUCCACAACAAGGGCGCCCAGAAACGCGCCGCAGCCGAUCUCCGCGAUGCCGCCGCCGCCGCCGACGACGCCGACGAAACCUCCGUCCGCCAGAUCCACAAGCGCACGGCGGACAUUGGCGCCGUCGACGCCGCCACCCUGCACCGCUCCAAGCGGCGGCUGGAGGAAAAGGCGCGGAUGUACGAGGAUCUCAAGAGCGGGCUAUACCUAGCGGGCGACAGCGAUGAGGAGACGGAGACCAACACCCCGACAGGGGGAGAAGACUACCUGGCGCGACUCCGUCGGAAGGAGAGGGAGGGGCUGGUGGAUUUCGAUCGGAAAUGGGCCGAUGCGCAGCGAGCGAGGGGGUCAGACGAUUCUGAGGCCGAUUCUGACGGGGAGGAGGCCGCAGACGACAAUGCGUCCGUCGUCUCGUACGAAGACGAGCUGGGGCGGACCCGUCGCGGGACCAGGGCCGAGGCUGCCCGCGCGGCGCUAGCCAGAGCGCAAGAGGGCGGCGAGGCUCGGGCCCCGGAGCGCUGGCGGCCUGCCCGGCCGGAGAAUCUGAUCUAUGGGGCCGCCGUGCAGGCGGAGGCGUUCCAUCUGUCGUCCUCUGCGGCGUCGCAGAUGGCCUCGCUUGCUGCGCGGCGGGACCGGUCGCCUACGCCGCCGGGGGAGACGCACUACGAUGCGGAUGCGGAGGUGCGGAAUCGCGGGACGGGCUUCUAUGCUUUUGCCAAGGAUGAGGAGACGCGGAGGAAGCAGAUGGAGGAGCUGAUGAGUGCACGGGAAGAGACGCAGCGCGAGCGGGAAGUUAGGCAGGCGAGGCGGGCGGAGCGAGAGCGGGUGAAGGACGAGAGGAGGAGGCAGAUUGAGGAGCUACGGUCUAGGAGAAGGGCGGAGACGUUUCUGGCUGGUUUGGGAGAUCUGGGUGCUCUGCAGGCGGAUGCAUCCUAG